Molecule: messenger RNA, 486 nt
Organism: Microthlaspi erraticum
Lineage: Eukaryota; Viridiplantae; Streptophyta; Magnoliopsida; Brassicales; Brassicaceae
Source: the annotation of a GenBank genome assembly
AUGGCGGCUCUCUAUUCGCUCCAAUGCAUCUCCACUGCUGCUUCUCGCAUGAGCAAGUCAGUCGCCGUUGCCCUUCGCCGCCUCUCCCUCGCCAUUCACCACCGCCUCCUCUCCCUUCUCCUUCUCCUUCUCCUUACGCACCAAAGCUUCAUCCUUUCACCGCCGUUAUCUCAGUACUCUCUCUCAAUUGCCUCGUUAUCUCGUCUUUUCCUUUCUCUCUCUAUGCUGCUCAUUUUUCCUCGCAUCUCCCCUCUCAGCAUUGGAUCUCCCUCCCUGCAAGAUUGGAUUCUGGAAACCGUAGAGGAGAUCUGUGGCCCCUUCGAUAAGACAAAGGCUAGGGCUUUGAGGAAACAGAGAGAGUUAGAGAAGGCGAAGAAACCUUUAGAGAGGGAUUGGAGAUUAAACGAAGAUAGUUCAAAAAUCGCUGGAACCAAUGCUGCAUCAACCGUGAGAUCGGGACCAAGGUUGCUGCUGCUCAACGUCUAA